Molecule: messenger RNA, 1509 nt
Organism: Cucumis melo (muskmelon)
Lineage: Eukaryota; Viridiplantae; Streptophyta; Magnoliopsida; Cucurbitales; Cucurbitaceae
Product: heat stress transcription factor B-3-like
Exons: 2
Coding region: 532-1296 (254 amino acids)
Biological process (GO): regulation of transcription by RNA polymerase II
Cellular component (GO): nucleus
Molecular function (GO): DNA-binding transcription factor activity; RNA polymerase II cis-regulatory region sequence-specific DNA binding
Source: RefSeq, a predicted model, not a curated record
UAAAUUACUUUUUCUACCAUUAUUUUUACUACAAAAUGAAUUUAUAAGUUCAAUCGGUACUUAUGUAUACUCGAUGAUAAGAGAUAUUGAGUUUAAAUCUCUUACAUCACUUUCUAAAAAAAAUUGCUUAAUCUUAUUUUCUUUGUAGUGUAUAUUAUAUUAGAAAAAAAUGUAAAGAAAAAAGCCUAAUGGGUAGUUUAAGAAAAAGUAGUAAAAUAAUUGGAUGCCAUGAAUGGUGUGCGUUAGUAUAUGUGAGAGAGUUUUUUAGUGUUAGCUAGUGGGAUAUAAGUUUAUCCAACCAUUUCUUUUUUCUUCCUUUUCUUCCCUCUGUAAAGAGAGAGAGAAAAAAGGGGCUUUGCAUUUCUCAUGAACUGUGGAGUUGUGUUGGGUUUCUAUUGUUGGGGUUGGGUGUUCUUAACUGCCCUUCUUCUCUUCUCCUCCUAAAACUUCUAAAUUAAUUAUAUCAUUCAUAUAUACAUAUCUAUUUAUAUAUUCUUCAUUGCUUUUCUGUAUCUAUUGGUUAUUUUUCUUAUGGGAGAGGCAAUGGUAAGUCUGGGUAAUGUGUGUGAGGAGUCUAUUGCGGUCGUCAGUGAGCCGACUACGUCGCCGUUCUUGACCAAAACCUACAUGCUUGUUGAGGAUCCCAUGACAGACAACGUCAUAUCGUGGAACUCCGAUGGGACGACUUUCAUCGUAUGGCAGCCACCGGAGUUUGCUAUAGAUCUCCUACCCACCCUCUUCAAACACAACAACUUCUCUAGCUUUGUUCGCCAACUUAACACCUAUGGAUUUCGUAAGAUUGCGACAAGCAGAUGGGAAUUUUACAACGACAAGUUUAAAAAGGGAUGUAAAGAAAGACUAUGCGAAAUACGCAGAAGAAAAGCAUGGACCAACAAACGAAAACACAAUAGUAAUGCAAAAGCAAUCCAAGUCACACAUCAAGACAAUCACGAUGAAGAUCAAAGGUCGUUAUCGACUUCAUCAUCUGAUGAUCAAUAUACAAUGCUUGCUUACGAAAACAAGAAGUUGAAGAAGGAGAAUGGAGUGUUAAGCUUUGAACUAACAAACAUGAAGAAGAAAUGCAGAGAGCUUCUAGAUUUGGUGGCUAAGUACGAAUUCAUGGUCAUUAAUGGCAAUGAAAAGAAGGAAGACGAGAUAAUGUUGAAGCCAAACUUGAAACUCUUUGGAGUGCAGUUGGAGGUUGAGGAAGAAGAUGAAAUGGAAAUCAAACAAAACAAGAGGAAGAGAUCAAUUCAUCCAAAUAAACCUUUUCUGCUCUCACAAACAUGCAAAUGAAUCUGCUUCCAUCAAACUUUUUAGAUAAAAAGUAUUCUAUUACGACGUUUGCUUUUAGUUUUCCGUUUGAAUCCGCUCGUUUGUGUACUGUUCUAAACAGAGAGUUCUUUUUUACUUUGUUUCAAAAUUUAGUUACAAUUACUCAUUUAUUUCUGCUAGGAAUGUUUUAAAAGAUAUGAUGAACCAUUAAAUGAAGAAGACAACUUUUGAUCA